GUGAGGGAGAGAGUGAUAGACAAAGAGAGAGGAGAGAGAGAGACAAGCCCUGACCAUCAGACUAAGCUACUGCUUCAGAAAGGCAGUCUUUCCUAAUAAUGAUCUUCCAGGUUCAGGAAGAACCUGGGAUUUCCAGCUGAGUCAAUGUGGAAGCCAGGAAAGACUUGUCCUUCAAGAAGUGACCGGACAGUAGCCUGUUUUCUCUCUGCCUUGCCCAAAAUGCCUUAUUUUGCCAGACUCCUGUUAUUCCUCUUUUGCCUCGUCCUUCUUGUGGAAAGCAGGAAUCCCAGGAGGAGACGCUGGUCUGGACAGCUGGAAAUGCCCAGGCUAAGUCAUUUAUACAAGAAGACUCAUGACAUUACUAAAUUACAAAAAGGAAAAACCGAACAACUUCUGAGAGUAGAUGAGCAUGAUUUCACCAUGAGACCGGCCUUUGGAGGGCCCGCCAUUCCUGUUGGUGUGGACGUGCAGGUGGAGAGCUUGGACAGUAUCUCGGAGGUGGACAUGGAUUUUACAAUGACUCUCUACCUGAGGCAUUAUUGGAAGGAUGAACGCCUCUCAUUCCCCAGUACCACUAAUAAGAGCAUGACAUUUGAUGGGAGACUAGUGAAGAAAAUCUGGGUCCCAGAUGUCUUCUUUGUUCAUUCCAAAAGGUCAUUCACUCAUGACACCACAACCGAUAACAUCAUGCUCAGGGUGUUCCCAGAUGGUCAUGUUCUUUACAGCAUGAGGAUUACAGUCACUGCAAUGUGCAACAUGGACUUCAGUCACUUUCCCUUGGACUCCCAGACGUGUUCCUUGGAGCUAGAAAGCUAUGCAUACACGGAUGAAGAUCUGAUGUUGUACUGGAAGAAUGGGGACGAAUCCCUGAAAACAGAUGAGAAGAUUUCUCUGUCACAGUUUCUGAUUCACAAGUUUCACACGACGUCCAGACUGGCUUUCUACAGCAGUACAGGGUGGUACAACCGACUGUACAUUAACUUCACCUUGCGUCGCCACAUCUUCUUCUUUUUGCUCCAAACCUAUUUCCCUGCUACCCUGAUGGUUAUGCUGUCCUGGGUGUCCUUCUGGAUCGAUUACAGAGCUGUGCCUGCCAGAGUUUCACUGGGUAGUACAACUGUUCUCACCAUGUCUACAAUCAUCACUGGUGUUAAUGCCUCCAUGCCCCGAGUCUCCUACAUCAAGGCUGUGGACAUCUACCUGUGGGUCAGCUUUGUGUUUGUGUUCCUCUCCGUGUUGGAGUAUGCAGCAGUGAACUACCUGACCACCGUACAGGAGCGAAAGGAGAGGAAGCUUCGAGGCAAGGUCCCGUGCCUGUGUGGGAUGCUUCAUUCAAGAACCAUUAUGUUGGAUGGCAAUUAUAGUGAAUCAGAGGCCAACAGCCUAGCAGGCUAUACAAGAAGCCACAUAGUGACUGAUGAAGAAAGACAGGAGAAAAUUGUGGUCCAUUUGGCCCUGAGUGAUGAAUCUAACACAUCCAGAAAGAAGGGGCUGAAGAGCCAUGUGGGGCUACGCAUCAUUCAGAACACUCAUGUCAUAGACAAAUACUCCAGAUUGAUAUUUCCUGCCUUCUACAUAUUUUUUAACUUAAUAUACUGGUCAGUUUUUUGCUAG
Molecule: messenger RNA, 1614 nt
Organism: Trichosurus vulpecula (common brushtail)
Lineage: Eukaryota; Metazoa; Chordata; Mammalia; Diprotodontia; Phalangeridae
Product: gamma-aminobutyric acid receptor subunit rho-2
Exons: 9
Coding region: 145-1614 (489 amino acids)
Biological process (GO): nervous system process; monoatomic ion transmembrane transport; regulation of membrane potential
Cellular component (GO): synapse; GABA-A receptor complex; neuron projection
Molecular function (GO): neurotransmitter receptor activity; extracellular ligand-gated monoatomic ion channel activity; GABA-A receptor activity
Source: RefSeq, a predicted model, not a curated record